Molecule: messenger RNA, 639 nt
Organism: Saprolegnia parasitica CBS 223.65
Lineage: Eukaryota; Oomycota; Saprolegniomycetes; Saprolegniales; Saprolegniaceae
Exons: 1
Coding region: 26-619 (197 amino acids)
Source: RefSeq, a predicted model, not a curated record
UCAAAUCUCGCAACCGCUGCAAGCCAUGGAUUACACAGCGCUGGCCGCGACCGAGUCAAACCCGGUCAAGACGCGAUCAACUGGGUGCCUGAACGUGGCGACCGGCGUCACGACCGUGCUCCAGCAGCGCGGCAAGACGCUCUUCCACAUCGGCUUCCACGACGGCCAGCGGCUCUGCCUCCAUCCCGAGGAAGCGUGGUGCUUGGCCCACCGCGGGGUCCUCGACGUAACGACGGUGGACAGCACGACGGCCCUGCCGCUGCGCGACGUCUGCGCGCACCUUGAGAAGCACACGCCCCGCGCAUGCCGAGAGGCCUACUGCUUUCUGCGCGACCGCAAGUUUUACCCCAUGCGCCACGAGAGGACUACGCCGCCGCCAAUCUCAACGGCCGACGCCAUCCAAAUCGCAUACGAUGUCUACGCCGGCAAGAAGAUGACGCCAUGGCCGCUCUUCCGCGUCGCCGUGUUUGCGUGGGACGCGGCAAUGCCACAUGCGAUGGCGCUUCGCGAGGCCAUGGGCGACGACGACGUGCCAUGGAAGCUCCUCGUGGUCGACGACGAAGGCAGCGUCUUGAGCUACGAGAUAGACGGUCGUCGUGGCCAAGCGCACGUGUAUUAAUAAGUUAUGGUCGCGACACG